AUGACUGCGACGUUAAGAUCGAAUGUCCACUCACGUUUUUUGGCACCUGCUUCUUUAAGUGUUAACGAUUAUUUUAAGAAAACGAAUGCCCAGGACUGGAAGCUUAAACAUUAUCUAAAUUAUCGUUUGGAGAACGAAAAUAUAAUUCCAACAUGGACCGCUGUUUAUAACGAUUGGAGUCAAGCACAUCGAGGAAAAAAUAUACUCCUAUCCGAUCUGCUAGAGACGACAAAUAAGAAGAGAUCACAGGAAGACAAUUAUGACAAUGAAGCAGGCCCAUCAAAUGAAAAACGUAGUCGGCAUGAGGAUUCAUCAUAUGAAGGAACAUAUCAAGACGAACCAUAA
Rhizophagus irregularis DAOM 181602=DAOM 197198 is the source of this 345-nucleotide messenger RNA. RefSeq lists its product as uncharacterized. The record is from RefSeq and is a predicted model, not a curated record. NCBI's taxonomy places the organism in Eukaryota, Fungi, Glomeromycota, Glomeromycetes, Glomerales, Glomeraceae.